Myodes glareolus (Bank vole) is the source of this 3474-nucleotide messenger RNA. Lineage: Eukaryota; Metazoa; Chordata; Mammalia; Rodentia; Cricetidae. The record is from RefSeq and is a predicted model, not a curated record.
AUGGGACGAUUGUCAACAGUUAUUGCAGAUACUCCUUACUACAGAGGAAAAACACAUUCGGCCCUCACCCAAGCAAAAGGACCUCUGAGCUCAAAAGUCUCUUGGGUUCAGGGAGCCACUGGAGGAAAGAUAUAUCGAUGGACCACAGAAAGAAAAGUUAAUUUAAACAUCGGCCAGGUAACCCACUCUUUUCUCAUGGUACCGGAAUGCCCCUACCCACUGCUGGGCAGAGACCUUCUGUCCAAAGUUGGGGCACAAAUUUACUUCUCAGAAAAUGGGGCCUCAGUUACUGACAAAACCGACCAGACUCUUCAAAUUCUAACUUUAAAGUUACAGGAUGAACAUAGGCUGUUUGAACUGCCCCCUCCCCGCUCAGGGCUGCCUGUCAAGGACAAAUGGCUCCGUGACUUCCCCCAAGCCUGGGCAGAAACCGCAGGUAUGGGGCUGGCAAGCAACCAGCCUCCUCUGGUAAUAGAGCUAAAACCAUCGGCCACUCCAGUUUUCAUAAGACAGUACCCCAUGAGCCGCGAGGCCCAAGAAGGAAUUAGGCCCCACAUUCAGAGACUUUUAACAUUGGGCAUCUUAAAGGCCUGCCAUUCCCCCUGGUAUACACCUCUUCUCCCGGUGAAGAAACCAGGCACAGGGGACUACAGACCAGUACAAGACUUAAGGGAAGUUAAUCGCCGCACUCUAGAUAUUCAUCCUAUGGUGCCCAACCCUUAAAAUCUCUUAAGUACCCUGCCUCCGACCCAUAUCUGAUAUUCAGUACUUGAUUUAAAAGAUGCUUUUUUCUGUCUGAGACUCAGCCCUCAGAGCCAGCCAUUGUUUGCCUUUGAAUGGAAGGAUCCCGACUCGGGAGUUUCUGGGCAGCUCACCUGGAUGAGACUACCCCAAGGAUUCAAGAAUUUGCCAACUUUAUUCGAUGAGGCCCUGCACCAGGAUCUGGCCAGCUUUUGCACCACCAAUCCAGAGGUAAUCCUACUCCAAUAUGUAGAUGACCUCCUGCUGGCCACAGAGACUGAGCAGGAAUGCCUCACAGGGACUCGAGCCCUGCUCACCAGAUUAGGUGAACUGGGCUACAGCAUCUGCAAGAAACAAGUAGCCUACCUGGGGUAUCUCUUGGAGGGUGGACAGAGAUGGUUAACAGACAGCCAGAAGCAGGUCGUGGCACAAAUUCCCCCUCCCAGAGGAGCACAAGAAGUCUGGGAGUUUUUAGGAACUGCAGGUUUCUGUAGGCUAUGGAUACCAGGUUUUGCUGAACUGGCGGCCCAUCUGUAUCCACUUACCAAAGCCAACAUUCCUUUCUCCUGGGGAGAGGAUCAACAACGGGCUUUUGACAAAAUAAAAGGGGCCCUCCUUUCAGCCCCUGCUUUGAGUCUCCCUGAUGUCACCAAACCAUUCACCUUAUAUGUAGAUGAGUACAAGGGGGUAGCAAAAGGGGUGCUGACUCAGAGAUUGGGACCCUGAAAAAAGCCAGUGGCUUACAUCUCCAAAAAAAUGGACAAUGUGGUGACAGGAUGGCCCCCUUGCCUCCGUAUGGUAGCAGCUGUAGCUAUCCUUGUUAAGGAUGCAGACAAAUUGACUCUGGGCCAACCGCUGACUAUAAUAGCACCUCAUGCUUUGGAAACUGUAAUUCAUCAACCCCCUGAUAGAUGGCUCUCAAAUGCCUGCAUAACCCACUACCAAUCACUAUUGCUCAACCCCGAACAUAUCACCUUUGGGAAUGAAACGUUGCUGAACCCCGCCACCUUGCUCCCCAAUUCGGAGCCCACUGUUUGGAUGCCUCAUGAUUGCCACCAGAUAUUGGCAGAAUACCAUGGAACCAGGGAAGAUUUGACUGAUUGCCGGCUUCCUGAUGCAUAUUAUACCUGGUUCACAGAUGGCAGCAGCUUCUUCAAAGAAGGUGAGCAAAAGGUGGGGGCAGCAGUGGUGGAUGGACAGAACACCAUAUGGGCACGGGCAUUGCCCCCAGGAACCUCUGCUCAAAAGGCAGAACUAAUAGCCCUUACUAAGGCUUUGGAGCUAGCAAAAGGAAAAAAAAUAAACAUAUAUACAGACAGCCGUUAUGCUUUUGCAAUGGCCCACGUCCAUGGAAAAAUUUAUAAAAAAAAGAGGACUAAUAUUGUAUGCAUAAUAAAUAAAUAUUUUAAAAAAAUAAAAAAUAAGACUAAAAUCCUGGCAUUAUUGAGGGCCCCUUUUCUACCCAAGAAGGUGAGCAUUAUUCAUUGCCCAGGACAUCAGAAGGGUGAUGAUCCUAUUGCCAGAGGAAAUCAGAUGGCAGAUGAGAUGGCUAAAAAGGCCGCACUUAACUCAGAAAUAUUACCCCUGGCAGAGAAACUUAAUGCAGACUUUGAUGAACAACAAAAGACUUGGAAAUACCAGGGCAAAACUGUGUUGCCCAAGAAAGAGGCUUUUGAAUUGGCUACUCAAAUGCAUCGAUGGACUCAUUUAGGACAUAAAAAGAUUAAAGCUCUUAUGAAAAAGACAGAUUUUUAUAUUCCAGGUCUUAACUCCCUCAUACAGCAAGUAACAUCAACCUGUGUUCCCUGCGCCAAGGUAAACACAAAAUGUCAAAGUGCCCCAGAGGGCAUAAGAAUAAGGGGAGACAGACCUGGUACUCAUUGGAAAGUAGACUUCACUAAAAUAAAACCAGGAAAAUAUGGUAAUAAAUAUCUCCUAGUUUUUAUAGACACCUUCUCUGGUUGGACAGAAGCUUUUCCCACCAAACGAGAAACAGCUCAAAUGGUGGUAAAAAAGAUACUAGAAGAUAUUUUUCCUCAGUUUGGCCUGCCCAAGGUAAUUGGGUCCGACAAUGGCCCAACCUUUGUCUCCCAGGUAAGUCAGGAUGUGGCCAAGACACUGGGGAUUAAUUGGAAAUUACAUUGUGCAUACAGACCCCAGAGUUCAGGACAGGUAGAAAGAAUGAAUAAAACCAUAAAGGAGACUUUAACUAAAUUGUCUUUGGAAUCGGGCGUUAGGGACUGGGUACAACUUCUUCCCCUAGCCCUGUUCUGGGUGCGAAAUACCCCAUCUCGGCUUGGACUUACCCACUAUGAGAUCCUAUAUGGGGGACCUCCCCCAUUGGCCUCUUUUGGGGCUCCUCCUGACCUUGCUACUCACAAACCCGAUUUGCAGGCGCGGUUAAAAGCACUUCAGAUCGUCCAGGCCCAGGUGUGGAGGCCCUUGGCUACUGCCUACCAGCCUGGCCAUCCGGAGAUCUCACACCCGUUCCAGGUUGGCUAUUCCAUGUACAUUCGGAGACACCAGUCCCAAAACCUUGAACCUCCUUGGAAGGGACCCUACACCAUGCUUCUUACGACACCUACGGCCCUCAAAGUGGAUGGUAUUGCAGUCUGGAUCCACACGUCUCACGCCAAGCCAGCACCUACACAGGACGACCCAGGACAUUCCAAAUGGAAGCUCCAGUGUAUCCAAAACCCUCUGAAACUAAAAUUAGUCAAGGAGGCUUGCUGA